Molecule: messenger RNA, 1239 nt
Organism: Eruca vesicaria subsp. sativa (arugula)
Lineage: Eukaryota; Viridiplantae; Streptophyta; Magnoliopsida; Brassicales; Brassicaceae
Source: the annotation of a GenBank genome assembly
CUUAGUUAUAUCAACAUUUUCAUAAAUACCUAGAGAGACUGAAUGAGAAUGACGUAAAUAACCUUCAUGGUCAAUUGAAUAAACAUUUUUUUUCUCUCUCGAUCCCUUUCCAGAGCCGGAGGCUUCUCCACCCUCCAUCUCUUGUUUUCUGUUUUGUUCUCUCGGUGGUUUCACCCUUCCUGGUGAUAUACUUCGACGGAUCUGGAGGAUCCGGAGUUCGAUGGAGACCAUGUCUUAGAUCUGACCACGCGGAGAUGAUGUAGAAAGAGGAAGACGGAUCUCUGGAACGGCGGUGAGUAGGGUGAAGAGAAACCUUCAGUAUGUGAUCGGCUUUUAGGGUUUGUGGUGGUCGCCGACAAGACAAUGGUUUUCAGCCUUGAUUUGUCGGUCUCCAACAAAGAAACGGAGACGUGUGGCUGUGUCUGUGUUCCUCUUUCUCGUAGAUCUGAAGAUUGGGCUUGGAUUGCUUGGAUUCAAAAGGAGAGGGUCGUGUGGGUGGACGUGUGGAGCAUACUCAGCGCGUGGAGAGCUCGAAGUCUCAUUCCCUUAAGGGUCUGUACCUUCACAGCGUGACUGGAGAUUCAUGCUUAGUUCGUGGUAUACAUCUAACUCAGCUUUUUUUCUGAUUUGUUCCUUUGGCUGCUUUGAUAUUUAUAACAUGCUUAGUUUGUUGUAUACAUUCUACUCUGACGAUAUCUGUCUUUGUAUUUCAAUUGUUAACAUCCCUUCAGCACAUAGCUGUCUUUGGAUUUCAGUUGUUUUAUCUGUCUUCAGGUAUAUGAGUACCCUUGGAAACAAGAAAAUUGAACUUUUUGAUAUGGGAGCUGGACCCAGCGCUGAACCUACAGCUGACGAAAAUGUUCAAGUGGCUUCAGCUAUGUCAAACCAGGAGCUUGUUGAUGCUGGAAUGAAAAGAAUGGAUGAAACUGAUUAGGCCAUUGAACGCUCAAAACAGUUUGUAGAACAAACAAUGGAAGUUGGAACUCAAACUGCAGCUAAUUUAAAAGGACAGACGGAACAAAUGGGACGCGUUGUUAACCACUUAGACACGAUUCAGUUCUCUAUCAAGAAAGCAUCCCAGCUUGUUAAAGAGAUAGGGAGACAGGUGUCUACGGAUAAAUGCAUAAUGAUGUUUCUGUUUCUCAUUGUAUGCGGUGUGAUAGCCAUAAUCCUUAUAAAUAGAUUUAUAAACCUUGUAAAUAGAUGUAUAAACUCUUAUAAAUGAGUGAUAAGUUCUUG